Lycium ferocissimum is the source of this 3308-nucleotide messenger RNA. Its product is annotated as E3 ubiquitin-protein ligase HOS1. Gene Ontology annotation, biological process: protein ubiquitination. The record is from RefSeq and is a predicted model, not a curated record. Bases 32 to 2881 code for a protein of 949 amino acids. The transcript is spliced from 10 exons. Lineage: Eukaryota; Viridiplantae; Streptophyta; Magnoliopsida; Solanales; Solanaceae. Gene Ontology annotation, molecular function: ubiquitin-protein transferase activity.
ACUGCGGCGUUAAAUCAAUUUUACUGAACCAAUGGAGAGAAGAAGAUUCGACGAACUUUCUCACACUGUUGUUAACGGCGGUUCCGGUCUCCGUUCUUCUCCUAACUACACGUGUCACCGUGUCCAGGGAGCAUUGAAGCACUUGGCGUCAAUUGAUCCAUUGGAAUUAUGUGAUGAAGCCAAAGUAGAGCACUGCCGGGCAACUAGAGAUCUAAGAAGUUGUGGACGACAUGUACAGAGUGUGUUGAAUUCAUGUGGUCAUGCCUCUUUAUGCGAGGAAUGCAGUCAGAGAUGUGAUGUUUGCCCUAUAUGUAGGAUCCCUUUACCAAAAGAUGGCAAUAGACUUAGACUACGCCUAUACUACGAGUGCAUAGAGGCGGGUCUCAUCUCCAAGAGGUGUGAUGACAGAUUACAAGAAAAAGAGGACAGUGAUAAACAACUGGUUGCUGAUAUCCAGCGGCUUUAUGCUUUGUUUGAUGUGGCACUAGAAAACAAUCUGGUUUCUCUAAUAUGCCACUAUGUGACAGAUGUUUGUAUGGAUGAAAGUGCUGUGUCCAGUGAUCCUAUCAUUGCUUUCUUGCUUGAUGAAGUGGUGGUCAAAGAUUGGUGCAAGAGGAUGUUCAACAAUAUUUUGACCGAGAUUCAAGUGAUAUAUACUCUAACCAUGGAUGCACUGAAAGAGAACUUGAGUUUAUUUCUCAAGUUCUCUGUGAAGUUAGGUGGCAUCUCUAACGUUAUUGAUGUCUUGGAGUCAUCAUUCAAGGGUUCUCUUUCUGCAAAACUUCAUGAUUUACACCACCUUCAAGAGAGCAUCUUAAAGACAAAACAGCACAUGGAGAUAAUGAUUUGGUGUAUAAGACAUGAGUUCUUGGAGAACGUGAAGUCUCGUCAUAAAAAUUUUGCAUCAUGGCGAGCUCUGGUCCGUGAAAGGAAAUCUGCUGCAAUUAGACGUGCAUGGCCCGAUUCAGUAAAUCAUUCUGAGGAAUACGACACGCAAUAUCGUUCCACACUCUUUAUUGAAGAUGCUCUUUCGAAUGUUGAAGCAGCAGAGCAGGGAGACGUAGAUGAUCAUGAGGAAGAAUUAGCACUUGCCUAUUUGCAGAAGGAUGGAGGUUCUUUAUAUUCACGGUCAAAAAUAGAGGGAAUGGCUGGAUGCUAUCCAUUUGAAAGUUUGCGAGCUGCAGCUGACAUUCUCUUUUUACGAGGAAGUUCAGACUUGGUGGUUGCAAAACAAGCAAUUUUCUUGUAUUUUAUGUUUGACCGGCAAUGGACAGUACCUGAUGACGAGUGGCGACACAUCAUUGAUGAUUUUGCUGCCACUUUUGGUGUGACCAGGCACUCGCUAUUGGAAUCCUUCACAUUUUUCCUUUUAGAUGAUGAAGGAGUUCCUGCGCUGAAGGAAGCCUGUCAACUUCUCCCAGAAAUAUCAAGCCCAACAAUACACCCAAAAGUUGCUCAGGUUCUGUUGGAGCGGGAAAACCCUGAUGCAGCUCUCAUGGUUCUAAGGUGGUCUGGACAAGAUGGCACACAGCUAAAUUCACUUCGGGAGGCUGUGACUGCUGUUCGUGUGCGGGUAGAGUGUGGACUUUUGACUGAAGCAUUCACAUAUCAAAGGCUGGUCUGUGCUAAGAUCAAGGAAAAAGAGUUGAGGGGUGAACAAUUUCAGGGUGCUUCUGCUGAAGUAGAGGACCAAUGCAGGUCGUGGGGUCUCUGGGUGGAGACUCUUAUCACUGAAAUUUGUUGUCUUUGUAUUAGGAGGAACUUGGUUGACCGCAUGAUAGAACUGCCGUGGAGUGCUGAUGAGGAGAAACAUCUUCAUAAAUGUCUCUUGGAUUUUGCCGCCGAGGAUCCUUCAACGGCCAUAGGGAAUCUUCUUGUAGUUUUCUACUUGCAGCGUCAUAGAUAUGUCGAAGCAUACCAAGUUGAUCAAAAGCUUCGGAGCAUGGAGGAAAACUUCAUUUCUCAAAAUUCUGUCAGCGAAGAUGUCGUAGCGAGGAUAAGAUCAAUAAAUCAUCGGAGGACUUGUUUGGUUGACAAGGGAGUGGAGCUGUUACCAGAUAUCUUACAGCAGCAAGUAAGGACAGGGAAGUUGCCUGAAGUGGUUGUUACUUGUAAUGACAGAGUCAACAUCUCUGAUAGGUCCGAUGCUGAAGCCCAAGAACCUAUCUUGACCAGUUUAUUGGCUAAUCCUCCCACUAAUUCUACUCUCGUUCAGCGAGUUAAUAUUGUUAGACCUUCUGUUCUUGACGCUCCACCUGUACUGGGGGGAUCAUCAAAUCUGUCUAGCUUUAAAGUUGGGCAUUAUAGUUCUCCCAGUUCCCCAGCACAUUUCUUUAAUGAUUCUGAAGGAGUGUUAAAACCUGAAAGCAUCCUUGGUAGAACAUUAAAAUUUGAUGAGAUUUCGACCCCUGCAAGUCGCCAUGUUGAUUCUCCUGCUCCUUUGAUGAAACUCCCCAGGAAUUCGUCAAGGGAAUCUUCUAUUAGCCGACUUCGCAAUUCUCAGACAUAUAGAGUUUCACCCGAGAAGUCUCAGAAUGGGUUUCUAAAUGAAUCUUAUAUUUUUCACCAAACUGCUGGUAACAAUGUCAAUUCUCUUAGUAGCAACAGAGGCAUAUUAAAAGAUUCAGUUGAAGAUUCAUACAUGAGUUAUCCCGGUAAACGUCAACUGUCAGAUGCUGCUGAUAGACCCCGGAUGUUACCUUUAAAUGAUUCAAUGGAUAUAACCUGGAGCCUUGAAGAAAAGGGUCCUUCCCCCGUGCAUCUAGAAACUAAUGGUGGACCAAGGUGGAGGUCUGAUGACACCAGUGAAGACGAGGAUCAUCCCUCACCACGCGCUUUGAGAGGAGUCAGAAGAAGCAGGAGGAUUGCCGCCAGGAGAUGAUACACGUUGCUGUUGUAUAAUCUGAGAAUGUGACAACACAUGAUUUUGCUGGAUGUGGUGUUUUGUUAAACAGACCAGAGUUGGGAGGCAUUGAAGUUCUUGAUAAAAUUUGCUGUUCAAAUUUCUCCUCUUGGCACUAGUAAACUCGGGAUUGAAACUCAUAGUUGAAGCUCGGGGCCUCAGUGUUUCCUCUUUUGACCCUUGCACUGGUUUUCUCUUGGAUGCAACGCAUACUUCCAACGAACUGCCGAUGUCUGGGUUAACAAUUUUGUAUGUGAGAAGAGCGACUUAAGGCUUGGUUGUAAAAUAUUUAUUGUUUCCUUUUGAAGUUGUGCCCAUAUUGCAGAAACUUUUCUUUGAAAAGCAUGUAGAUAGAUGCAUAAACUGACCUUGAUAUUAUGUAAUAUUAGGUUCACCUUCGGCUUUU